AUGAGGCAGCUGGGGAAGAGGCGUGCAAGUCUCUCUGCCAAUCUGAAGAUCGGGGAUCGCCGGGGCUGCUGCCGGACAGCAGAGGAAGAGGAGGUCUACAUCCCGUUUGCACAGGACAGCCUGAUAAAGCAAUGGAGCUCCAUGCAGAACAUGACAGACAGAAACCAGGAGAAAAGCAGAAUUCCUAUCCAAAGGAACAGGUACUUCCUCAACAUUAAUGUGGGAGGUAAAUCAUUCCAGAUAGCUUACAAGGCAGCUGCCCGGUAUCCCAUCACCAGGAUUGGGAAGCUAGCCAUUUAUACAGACCCUAUGAAGAAGAUGCAGCUCUGUGAUGACUACUCAGUGCAGAGGAAUGAGUACUUCUUUGACAGAGAUCCUUCAAUUUUCCACUACGUCUUCCACUUCUACCGCAGCGGUGUCCUGUGGAUAAUGGAGGAGAUGUGCCCCAGUCACUUUGUGGAGGAAAUUGAGUACUGGGGAAUCCAUCUGAAAUAUUCCCAGCGCUGCUGCCGGAUCCUGUUUGAGGAAAAGCAAGAUGAACUCAGUGAGUACCUGAAAAUACAGAAGGAGCUGGAGGCAGAACUGGAGCCCCUGGACUCAGCAGAGCACUUUGAAGGCAAAUGUCUGGGGACGUUUCGGAAGAUGAUUUGGAACCUCAUUGAGAACCCUUACUCUUCUGUCCCAGCCAAGAUCAUCGCUGUCAUGUCAAGCUUCUUUGUGCUUAUCUCCAUCGUGGGCAUGACUUUGAGCACGGUGGAGGAGAUGAAGCACAAGACAGGGAAGAAGUGGAUGGAGCAGCUGGAGAUGACCUGUGCCAUCUUCUUCACUUCCGAGUAUCUCAUGCGGCUUAUAUCUUCCUCCAGCUUCCAGAAGUUUUUGCGGGCAGCAUUUAAUGCUGUAGACCUAGUGGCCAUCCUGCCUUUCUAUAUCCAAAUUCUCUUUGAAAAUCUGGACGAAGCGGACACCCUUUACCAUGAGGAACUGCACAAGAUGGAGAAUGUGAGCAAGCUGGGAAAAGUUCUCAAGCUCAUCAAGCUCAUGAGGAUCUUCCGCAUCCUCAAGCUGGCACGCCACUCUACUGGCCUCCGGGCCUUUGGCUUCACCAUGCGCCAGUGUUACCAGCAGGUUUGCUGCCUCCUCCUCUUCAUCGCCAUGGGGGUCUUCACCUUCUCCGCUCUCAUGCACUCUGUGGAACAUGACGUCCCAGGCACCAACUUCACCAGCAUCCCUUACGCAUGGUGGUGGGCAGCGGUCAGCCUCUCCACUGUGGGCUAUGGAGAUACUGUGCCUGACACGGUGCUCGGCAGGAUUGUGGCUUUUGGCUGCAUCUCCUUUGGCAUCAUCCUGAAUGGCAUGCCCAUUUCCAUCCUCUACAACAAGUUCUCCGAUUACUAUGCCAAGCUGAAGGCCCAUGAGAACGAGACCAGCCUCUCGCUCAAGCUCUCCAGGAGGAUCCGCUUCAAGGAGCGAGCCCUGCGGAAGCUGUCGGAGUGCUGCAGAGCCGACCCCCGCUGCCACCACUGACCCUUUGCCCCCAGACAACCCCUCCACCCCAGCUUGUCUCCCACCAUGACAUAUCCUGCCCUGUGCCCUGGCCAUCCCUCCCUGCAGCUGCUCUUUUAGGUCCUGUCCCCUGGGAAGGCUUCGCGACAUGGGGAGUGACCGUGACCAGCAAGUCAUGGCAGCAUCUGCGGGGAGGUGCCAUUGCAGAGGUACCCGUGCCUGCUCACACUCUUUGGAGGGAUGAAGCAUGGCCAUGACUGUCUUUGUCCUGUGACCUUCUUCAAUAUUGUAGGCUGGAUGCUGCUGUCCUGGGGAGCAAUGAAUAAAGGAGCAGCUAAAGGGAGUGCUGUACGGACAUGGCAGGAUAUCUGUCCAUCAUGGUCAAGGGGCAGACCAGCUAGGGGAUGGGACACCCCAAGGACUCAGGAUGCGAGCAGGUGCAAUGCAUCGAGCUAGACUUUCACUGUGUGGAGGAUGGUGGAAGUCUAUACAUGUGAUGAGAUAAAACCUGGUAGGAUAUCUGCCCAGGCUCUGCUCUGCUCCUGGUUUGAGCAGGACACACAAGGACUCUCCCUGCUCCAGCCUGCCAGACAGCAGCCUGAGAUCAGUGGUCAUCUACUAGCCAAGCAGAUAGUUCAGCCCAGGCUGAGCCCAGCGUGGAGACCUGAGUGAAGACUCAGCAGUCUAGGAGGAGCCUGGCUGUGGUGUUCAUGGGGCUGAGGUGGCUCUUGUCUGGGACAUGCUCCCCUCUGCAGAAUCCAGGAUUUCCUUCAGUGUCACUAGGUGUCCUGCCAAGGGGGAGCUCUGAUCCCCUGUAAGGGCUCAGCUCUGAGUGCAGAGGAGGGACAUGACUGACUUCAUGGGAAGAAGGGGGAAGGCUCCAAACCUUCCUCUGGAGCUGCUGCCUGCCUCCCAGAGCAAGCUGUGGUAGGAUCAGAGGGGUUAUCAGUGGUCAGGAGACCAAACCUGCCUUGCUGCAGAGCUGCCUGAAGCUGCUGGGGCAGCUGCGAGGCCUCUCUGCUGGGAGAGACACCCUUGGGACAUGGGCAUUCUGCAGCUCACCUCAGUCAAAUGUCACCCAUGCGCUCGCUGAGGGAUGCAGCUGUGGGACUGUAUCUUCAGGCCUAGCUGUGCACAGAGUAUAAAAAGAUCACAGUUGUCCAGCCAAACCUGCUUUCCUUCCAGCUGCCCUCAGCCUGCGAAGCUCAGGGCCUGGGAGCACACUCCUCGUGUGGUGCCAGGGUGGGCUGCUGCUGGAGCCACUGUGGUGGUGGAAGUGACGGGCACUGGUUGUGCUGAGGGUGUUGGCUCAGCCCCUGGUUGGCUGUGCUGGGACCGGGUUGCCUGAGUAUUAACUAAACCAGGCCAAAACAGUCAUUAACUAAACCAGGCCAAAACAGUUCAUCAUCUUGGGUUAUUGGGUAGCCACUUCGUAUAAAACUACUUGUAAUUGGGGAUGAACAGCAAGUUAAAUUUCAUGCACCAAAAUAUAGCCGCUUUUCAGCACGUCCUGCAUGCCAGUAUGUCUGAGGAGGUGGUUUGCUGUUUCCCUGAAGUAUGUCGCAAAUAUACAGCUGUACAGUAACAGCUUUGUGCUGCUUAGCGAGCACGGGCUGCAGC
Struthio camelus australis is the source of this 3123-nucleotide messenger RNA. Its product is annotated as potassium voltage-gated channel subfamily V member 2-like. The record is from RefSeq and is a predicted model, not a curated record. Gene Ontology annotation, molecular function: delayed rectifier potassium channel activity. Gene Ontology annotation, biological process: potassium ion transmembrane transport; protein homooligomerization. NCBI's taxonomy places the organism in Eukaryota, Metazoa, Chordata, Aves, Struthioniformes, Struthionidae. Gene Ontology annotation, cellular component: voltage-gated potassium channel complex; membrane.